Messenger RNA from Amphiprion ocellaris (clown anemonefish), 1501 nucleotides. RefSeq names its product inositol monophosphatase 1-like. Gene Ontology annotation, molecular function: inositol monophosphate 1-phosphatase activity. The record is from RefSeq and is a predicted model, not a curated record. The annotation marks the transcript as partial. Gene Ontology annotation, biological process: inositol metabolic process; phosphatidylinositol phosphate biosynthetic process; signal transduction. Lineage: Eukaryota; Metazoa; Chordata; Actinopteri; Pomacentridae. The transcript has 7 exons.
CUCGUUCCCCCCAGGCCACUACUGCCAGUUCUACAAGUUCUACCACUGCUGGUUCUACAAGUUCUACCGCUGCUGGUUCUACUGGUUCUACCGCUGCUGGUUCUACUGUUGCUGGUUCCACAGGUUCUACUGCUCCGGUUCUACCACUGCUGGUUCUACAGGUUCUACUGCUGCUGGUUCCACAGGUUCUACCGCUGCUGGUUGUACAGGUUCUACUGCUGCUGGUUCUACAGGUUCUACCGCUGCUGGUUCUACUGUUGCUGGUUCCACAGGUUCUACUGCUGCGGUUCUACCACUGCUGGUUCUACCGCUGCUGGUUCUACUGCUGCUGGUUCCACAGGUUCUACCUCUGCUAGUUCUACAGGUUCUACUGCUGCUGGUUCUACCACUGCCGGUUCUACAGGUUCUACCGCUGCUGGUUCUACCACUGCUGGUUCUACAGGUUCUAUCGCUGCUGGUUCUACAGGUUCUACUGCUGCUGGUUCUACAGGUUCUACCGCUGCUGGUUCUACUGUUGCUGGUUCCACAGGUUCUACUGCUGCGGUUCUACCACUGCUGGUUCUACCGCUGCUGGUUCUACUGCUGCUGGUUCCACAGGUUCUACCUCUGCUAGUUCUACAGGUUCUACUGCUGCUGGUUCUACCACUGCCGGUUCUACAGGUUCUACCGCUGCUGGUUCUACCACUGCUGGUUCUACAGGUUCUACCGCUGCUGGUUCUACAGGUUCUACUGCUGCUGGUUCUACAGGUUCUACCGCUGCUGGUUCUACUGUUGCUGGUUCCACAGGUUCUACUGCUGCGGUUCUACCACUGCUGGUUCUACCGCUGCUGGUUCCACAGGUUCUACCGCUGCUGGUUCCACAGGUUCUACUGCUGCUGGUUCUACAGGUUCUACUGCUGGUGGUUCUACUGCUGCUGGUUCCACAGGUUCUACCGCUGCUGGUUCUACAGGUUCUACCGCUGCUGGUUCUACUGUUGCUGGUUCCACAGGAGGCGUUACUCGGUCACAUUUUCUCAUCAUGGCCGACUGGACCGACUGUCUGAACUUUGGCAUCUCCAUCGCUAAACAGGCUAGUGAGGUGGUUCUGUCAGCGUUUCAGCAGCACAAAGAGGUGAAGCUGAAAAGUUCUCCUGCGGAUCUGGUGACAGAAACGGAUCAGAGAGUCGAGAAGAUCCUCAUCUCCGCCAUCAGGAACCGCUACCCUCAGCACAGGUUCAUCGGGGAGGAGUCUGUGGCUGCAGGUGAACAUCUGGAGCUGACUGACAGUCCCACCUGGAUCAUCGACCCCAUCGAUGGCACGGUGAAUUUUGUCCACAGGUUUCCAUUUGUGGCCAUUUCCAUCGCCUUCACUGUCAACAGACAGACCCAGUUUGGGAUCGUGUACAGCUGUGUGGAGGACAAACUGUUCUACGCUCAGAGAGGAGGAGGAGCGUUCCUCAACGGAGAACCGCUGCACGCCUCCGGACAGCAAGACAUCAGCAGGUGUGUGGUGGUGACGGAG